AUGGCCACCGAAGGUUUGAAAGACGUCGAGGGACAAAUCGAGUCCAACUAUGAUGAAACCGUCGACAACUUUGACAGCAUGGACCUCAAGCCUGAACUUUUGAGAGGAAUUUACGCCUACGGUUUUGAGCGUCCCUCUGCUAUUCAGCAGCGUGCGAUUCUCCCCGUGAUCAACAACCGCGAUGUCAUCGCCCAGGCUCAGUCAGGAACCGGAAAGACUGCCACUUUCUCUAUUUCCGUCCUCCAGAAGAUUGAUCUCAACCUCAAGCAAUGCCAGGCAUUGAUUUUGGCCCCUACUCGUGAGCUCGCUCAGCAGAUUCAAAAGGUCGUCGUUGCUAUCGGUGACUUCAUGAACGUUGAGUGCCAUGCUUGUAUCGGAGGAACUGUCGUUCGUGACGACAUGAAGAUCCUCCAGGACGGUGUUCACGUCGUUGUUGGAACCCCCGGUCGUGUUAACGACAUGAUUCAGCGCCGCGCCUUGAAGACCGAUGCGAUUAAGCUUUUCGUCCUUGAUGAGGCCGAUGAGAUGUUGUCUCGUGGAUUCACCGAACAAAUUUACGACAUCUUCCAGCUUCUCCCACAGUCGACCCAAGUCGUCCUUCUUUCAGCCACCAUGCCCCAGGAUGUGUUGGAGGUCACCACCAAGUUCAUGCGCGACCCCGUCCGCAUUUUGGUCAAGAAGGCCGAAUUGACCCUUGAAGGUAUCAAGCAAUUCUACAUUGCUGUUGAGAAAGAAGACUGGAAGCUCGACACUCUCUCCGAUUUGUACGAGACUGUUACAAUUACCCAGGCAGUCAUUUUCUGCAACACCCGCAGAAAGGUUGAUUGGCUUACCGAGAAGCUCACUCAGCGUGAUUUCACCGUUUCCGCUAUGCACGGAGAUAUGGACCAGACUCAGCGUGACUUGAUUAUGAAGGAGUUCCGUUCAGGGUCUUCUCGUGUCUUGAUCGCCACUGAUUUGUUGGCUCGUGGUAUCGAUGUCCAGCAGGUCUCCUUGGUCAUCAACUAUGACCUUCCCGCUAACCGCGAGAACUACAUCCACCGCAUCGGUCGUGGUGGUCGUUUCGGACGAAAGGGUGUUGCUAUUAACUUCGUCACUGCUGAUGAUGUCCGCAUGAUGCGUGAGAUCGAACAGUUCUACUCGACCCAGAUCGAGGAGAUGCCAAUGAAUGUUGCCGACCUCAUUUAA
Molecule: messenger RNA, 1188 nt
Organism: Morchella sextelata
Lineage: Eukaryota; Fungi; Ascomycota; Pezizomycetes; Pezizales; Morchellaceae
Exons: 8
Coding region: 1-1188 (395 amino acids)
Molecular function (GO): ATP binding; RNA binding; RNA helicase activity
Source: RefSeq, a predicted model, not a curated record